GGCAUCCGGCUGGAGGAGUCCCGGGGCGAGCUGGUGAAGACGCCGACGGACGGUCUCCCCGAGAGCAGUUGGAAUCAAAAUGACGACGGUUGCACCAGUGCCUGAAAAUUCCUCGCCUUCAACUAAUGUGACAACAAAAUCUCAAGAACAGAUUCUUUAUCAGAGCUCCGGAGCCAUUGUGGCAGCCAUUGUGGUUGGUGUCAUAGUUAUAUUCACGACGGUUCUGCUCUUGCUGAAAACAUAUAACAGACACAUGAGGACAAAGCGAGAGCUGGAGCCCAAGAAUGCGAAGGUCACGAUCCCCUCCAUGUUGGAACAGAGCGGCCACGGCACGGGCCGUAGCACGAUGGUGACAUUUGUCCCUGCAGACAUCCACCUGCCACAAAGAAGGCCGUGAGACACAGCCACCUUCAGAAUGGAAAACAAGAGCAAAACUCCGGCCUACAGAGUCCAGUGGAAGCGCCGACGCAGGGGAGGUCAGGACUGUAAUUGGAGUGUCACCAGUGGCCUUUCUGCGACCUCCUAUCCACAUCCUUUUUUCCUUUUCCGAAGGGAGAAGACAAGACAGAUUCUCGGUGCAACUGGGGCCAUGCCACGUGGGCACCCCAUCCUAAA
Molecule: messenger RNA, 615 nt
Organism: Varanus komodoensis (Komodo dragon)
Lineage: Eukaryota; Metazoa; Chordata; Lepidosauria; Squamata; Varanidae
Gene: NCMAP
Product: non-compact myelin associated protein
Exons: 4
Coding region: 80-397 (105 amino acids)
Biological process (GO): peripheral nervous system myelin formation; regulation of myelination
Cellular component (GO): plasma membrane; Schmidt-Lanterman incisure; paranode region of axon
Molecular function (GO): structural constituent of myelin sheath
Source: RefSeq, a predicted model, not a curated record